Molecule: messenger RNA, 3412 nt
Organism: Cotesia glomerata
Lineage: Eukaryota; Metazoa; Arthropoda; Insecta; Hymenoptera; Braconidae
Gene: Brd7-9
Product: bromodomain-containing protein 7
Exons: 4
Coding region: 575-2842 (755 amino acids)
Biological process (GO): regulation of transcription by RNA polymerase II
Cellular component (GO): nucleus
Source: RefSeq, a predicted model, not a curated record
AUCAGAGGCGUCAUCUUGUGCAGCCGACCUUAACUCAUGUCGACUGAAAGAACUAUCGAUUACAAGACAAAAAUAAGGUACAAGUCGAUAAUCGCAAUUAUUAAAUGGCCGCCAAACAAUUCGUCAGCAUCCAUAACUCUCACGACGUAUAUGUGUUAAAAAACAAUCGCGUCGAUCUGUAAAAAAAAAAAAAAAAAAAAAAAAAAAAAAUAACAAUUCCCUUUCUUAUUUAAAACGUCGUACUUAAUAAGCCGUCAAACUGUGGCCUCAACAGCAAAUUAUGGGACCCAAGAAACAUAAAAAACACAAACGCGAACGUCACGAAGUUUAAUGGUGUACAGGAAUAAUGACUACGUUUUCACCAUGGACAUACUGAGAGUGAGAUUGGAGUAGAAGUAAUAAGGUGGAUUAUUGGGAAGUAAUAGAGAAAAUACGGCGGUUCCAUAGCAAGAACUUCCUGAACCGAAAAGAACUUUAUUCGACGCCGGAUAAACCAACACUGAAGCUAAUUCUCAAAGUAGGUGGUAACAGCGGUACUCCUGAAUACGGAAGCGAUUCGCCAAAUUCAUCAGCGAUGCUGUCUCAACAGUACCAGCAGCUGGGUAUGAAUUACUCAGUGACCCAAAAUGAGUCCGAGUACGAAAAGUACGUGAGCGCUCAUAAGAAAUUGAAGAAAAAGAAAAAGAAGAAGGAUAAACGUCACAAACACCAUCACAAGGACAAGAAACGUCGCCGAGAAGAGUCAAGUCAGGAGUCUGUUGGUGACGUCGAUGAAAGUUUUAUGGAGGUACCUAAAAAAUUAGCUACUAAUCACCACUUAGCACCACCAAAGCUUGGUUCUGGCUCAGAACAGAGGGCAGGACUCAACACGAGCUCGUUGUCACCUCAUCGCGAGCCACGGACUUGUGUUUUGAAAAAAAUAGCUGAACGUACUCCGUUGCAGCGACUUUUAGAGCAUUUAUUGCGAUCUAUGGAGAAACGUGAUCCUCAACAAUUUUUUGCCUGGCCGGUGACUGAUAAUAUCGCGCCUGGUUACUCGUCAAUUAUUAAAAAUCCGAUGGAUUUUAGUACGAUAAAGCAAAAAAUUGAUGAUAAUAACUAUCAAAACUUGAAUGAAUUUAUUGAAGAUUUUAAGCUGAUGUGCGAUAACGCCAUGAUUUACAAUCAUCCAGAGACUAUUUAUUACAAAGCUGCAAAAAAAUUAUUGCAUGUUGGUCUCAAAAUGGUGACGCCUGAAAAAUUGCGUCAAUUGAGGCCGGUCUUAACUUAUAUGCAUGAUAUUGCUAGAGAUGAAUUAGGAUUUGAACUUGGGGUUGAGGAUCCCAACAAUCCAGACACUCUGGUUACUGAGGAGCAGAUUGAGAAAGAACGCGAACAAGAGGAACGUAAUGAAGAAGCUGAGGAAAUGAGAAAAGAAAAUCAGCGUAAAAUCCGUCUUGCUAGUCUCGGGAAGUUCGAAGCUGUGCCGGAUGAUCUCACACCUGAAGAAAUACUCAAACAAGCCCGCGGGGCCGCUAAAGCUGCGUCGGAUAAAUUAACUAUGAAACGACUUAACUCUAAAAUGGGUUUCCUUAGACAAAAGAAAGACGGUACAACAAGUUUACAAAUAAUUGUUCAUGGAGAUGGAGUAAUUCCUGGUACAAAUCAACGACCGGUAUCACUCGGUCAAUUAAUUGGUAAACUAAGCCACGGUACUGGCGUACUUGCAGGUUUCCGCGAAGACCGUCGAAAUAUGUCUAAGCCCGUAAAGUCACUUUAUUACGGUGCUUUUGGUUCUUAUGCACCAAGUUACGACUCUACUUUCGCAAACCUCACUAAAGAAGAAACAGAAUUAGUUUACCAGACUUAUGGUGAUGAAACUGCUGUACAGUACGCUGAAUCAAUACUCGAUUUUGCGAAAGACUGCGAUUACACUCUUACCAUGGUUGAUGAUUUGUUGGAUAUACUUACUGGUGGUGAUCAUAGAAAAACUAAAAAGCUACUUGAAGAAAAACGGAGGCUCAAAGAAGAGGAGAAGAAAAUAGAACAUUUGUUAGAAAAACCGUUUAAUGAUUUCGAUAAAAAUGGGCAAGAUAAAGUUAAAGUUGAUAUGGAUCAGCUCAAAACUUUAUCUGAAUUAGGGAUCGAUGUUAACUUUUUAGAUGAAUUAGAGGAUGACAUGAAGUCAAAUGAAGAUCGUACGAUACUUCAAAGCCGAUUGGACGAGACAUCUCAAAUGUUGGGACAAUUGCGUCAAGCUCAACAUGACAGGUUAUCAGGGCCUCCGCCUGCUCACUUGUCAAACGUACCGAAAGCACCCGAGAGUGAAGUCAAUCUUGCCGAAAAGAUAUCUGAAAAUUUAACGGAGAUAGCCAAGAAAUUGCCGCCGUCAGCGAUCGCACCGGUUGAUGGCCUGCGUCGCGCGAUGGGAAUAGCCCCAGUUGGCGGCCCAGAGCCUAUGGAAGUGGAUCCAAUCACUCAUAAUCCAACGAUAGUAGCUGAAAACGAUCUACUAAACCAAACAAAUUCUGAUCAAACUGCUAGUUCUGUAGCUUCUGGUAGAACUGGUGCCGGUUCAGCUGCUACAAAUUUAUUGGCUAGUACUUCACCUAUUCAAGCGGGUAUUGUCAACGCUGAUGAACAAACAAGCUCAACAAUAGGUCUGGCUACAACAACACAAACUCCAAUGCAAAUUCAAAUCGGUUUAACGCCUAAUCAAACAACUUUGAUGGCCAAUAAUGAGUCGACUGGUGUUCCGGAUCUUGAAUCUGAAUUACGUGAAUUUUUGGAAAGUGAUCCGACUCUUGGACAUUCACCCUUGCACGAUGAUAAAACCUUAGAAGAUAUUUUAUCUGAGUCUUAAUAUGUAUCGUGGAUCACGAUUAAAUAACUUAAAUAAGAUGUAAUCUAAUUAAUUGAAUAUUGUAUAUUUUAUAAUGAUAAUUAUGGUAAUAAUAUUAAUUAAAAAUAAAUAACUUAUGAUUCUCCAAGUUUAUUUAUUAUAAACUUGAGAGAACAAUAUUUCAAGACAAUUGAGACGUUUUUAUAUUAAUUAUCUAAAAUUUUUUUUAAUAAAUUUAUUGGGUUUCAUCAUUAAAAAAUUUUAAUCAAGUUGUAAAAAAAUUAGAGCUGAAUUAAUUAAGUAGUGAAGAUAAAUUAAAUAUAUUUUUUUAGUGGUAUAAAAAAUAAAUGAUGAAUGUGCAAGUGUAAUUUAUAAUGAUCGCUGUGAUAAAUCGAGCACACACCAACAGUUGUUGGAUUUAUUAUAAAUUAUUAUAGUACGAAAUUAAUUACUUUUUAGCUUCAAUGCUUAGAUAAUUAUGUUGUCUCAAUUAUCUUGAAUAAUAGCAAACGUUUAUAACUAAUGUGUAAAACUUGUAAGAUUGACGUAAAUGUAAUUGAUAAUUAAAAUAAUUUUUUUUUUUAAUAAAGA